AUGGCGGUGAAUAAGGAAGACGCGAUGACAUCCCCAAUGAGUGAGGGGGAGCUGAAAAAGGUGUACUAUGAACAUUUUAUAGACGAUUUGACGGAUGAAGAACUCAUGUACAAAAAAACAGUGGAAGAUUUGUUUUAUAUUUAUAAGUCCUUUGGGUUCAUUUACUCCAUCAUUAAAAAGGCAAACAUUCUCCUAAGUAAUGAAAGCUUCGACAUGUUUUUAAAAUCUCUUGUAAGCUUUAUUGACGAGCUCUUCCUAAACAACCCGAGUCUUUUUGACACGGAACGAAAUGAUGUGAAGGUAAGUUAUGCCAACAAAGAAAUCGGAGCGGGGGCUAUGAAAAAGAGGAAAGGAGAAUUUGAUCAGACAUAUAUAAUUAACAACAGUGACAAUAACUCCUUCAUGAUGAUGCUAUCGAAGACAUACAUUGAGGAGUUACUAAAGGAUAUUAGCAAUAUAGACCCCAAUUUUAACGAAAGGAAUGUAGAGGAUUAUCUGUUCAUCACGAAGCAUAUUCUUAAAAUGAAAAACACUCUCGAAGUGGAACAUGUGAAAAAUCGGAUUGACAAAUUGAAAAACAUAUUAAAUGUAGGGAAAAAUAUUUUCCAUGUAGAUGAAUUAUUGGAUAAUUCGGAUGACAGUGAUGGGAAUAAGAAGAUAACGAUACACGAUCAUAUCGAUGAGAUGAUAGAAAAAUUGAAGACCAUUGGACCAUCCAUCGUUUCGAUUGUUUAUAAACAGAACCUCUGGUACAAACAGAUUGUUAACAAGUCCGAGUAUGACAGCUUAAAUUCGAUUCUGAACCUAGAUGUAGAUGCAGACAAUAAUGUGGUAGAAUCCACUUACGCAGAUGUGAUUCUGCUCCUUGGAGAUAAAAUGACACAAAAUAAAGACCUGCUGAUUGCCAAGGAGAAGCUAGAAAGACUCAAAAACAAUUACGAUGCGGAAAAGCAGAGGAAGCUUCAGCAAGAAAUGGAACUCUCCAAAAAAUUAGAGGACAAAAGAAAGGCUGUGCAGUUCAUUAUUGACAGAUAUAAUGAAUACACCUGGUUUGAUAAGAAUUCCCCCAAGAAGCACUCCUUCUACAUAAUAGGCAUUAACCCGAGGACGACUACGGAGGAACAACUAAAGAGCUUCGGAAAAAGACUCAAACAUAUUCUGCACCCCGAUAAGGAACCCGAUAAGGAGUGGAAGAAGAAGGCCGAGUCUGCUUUUAAGGAGGCGUCCCUCGCCAUUCUGGGCUGCCAGCAGGAGUUCAAAACGAAGGUCCUCAAGAAUCUGGAGCCCGGCCCUCCCGCUCCGUACUUGGCGCUCAUCGGCAUUGACACGCAAAGCGACACGAGCGGGGGUGGCCCUACAGGCGCAGUUGGCGGCACUGGCGGAGCUGCCGGAGAGGGAAUCGCACAGCUGCCGAAGUAUUACCCCACGCAGGCCUACUAUCCAAAAUUCGACCUCAAAUGCGUCGACCAGAAAAUUGGUACAAUCCUUAUUGACAUCAAGUGCCCUGUGCAGCUGGGGGUGGUAAAGAAGGUGAUCCUUUACGUGCACAGACCCAUCUACGGAGCCGAGCCACUCAAUUUGAUCCCAGAGGAUUCGUUCCUUUCCCACAAAAUGGAACAAAACGUCAACAUAAAAAAUUUAAACCAGUCGAUUGAAGCCCGAGUUGACUUUGUCCAGCCCUUAGAAAUCGCCGCAUCUACCAAGUACUACAUCGGCAUUCAGCUAAUAGCGGAGAGGGGAAACACCAUGAUCAAUUGGAACUCCAUAAACAUAACGCUCCACAAGUUUAGUAACAAAAAUAUUAUUAAGAAGUUGCUUUCAUCGUUUAGGAAUGCCUCCUUCAUUAAUCAGGCCCAACUGAAUGUGACCCUGUCCAACGAGAACAAAGAAGAAAUGACCAAAUAUCUGAAUGAGUGCAUUGCCGCGGCGAAGAUAUGGGCGCAAACAGUGUAG
Plasmodium inui San Antonio 1 is the source of this 1953-nucleotide messenger RNA. RefSeq lists its product as hypothetical. Bases 1 to 1953 code for a protein of 650 amino acids. The transcript has a single exon. The record is from RefSeq and is a predicted model, not a curated record. NCBI's taxonomy places the organism in Eukaryota, Apicomplexa, Aconoidasida, Haemosporida, Plasmodiidae.